AUGUCAAAACGCCUAGCCCAGAUGAGCGAAGACAGCCUCGAGACCGGCGGCCGUAGUGCGCGCAAAGCGGUCUCAGAAGCCGGCUUCGGCGAAGCCCUCCGCGCGCAACUCGAAGAACGCAUCGCGUCCGCAAGCUUCAAGAGCGACAAUGCCGCCGCCUUCGCACAAGCCAACCUCCCCACCAGCGCCGGCAAAGGCACCCGUGACAUUGCUGGGGCCCGCCCCUGGACUGGCACCGAGACGGUCGAGGACGCCGCCCUCCGCAUGCUGACCGACGCACACAAGCCGCUGCGAGUACCGGGGGGCGGCAGGACCAGGACCAGGACCAUCGCGCCCAGGGCGCCGACUAAGAUAGACACAGGCCGUUCGACCAGCAAGCCCUCGACCGGCGCGCGCCUGGCCAACGCCCGCGACCGCUCCAGCAUUUACAGCACCAUCAACCAAACCAUGACUGAGUCGGAGCGGGAGCGGUUCCGCAAGGAAAUGAAGGCGCGUUUCGAGCCCGCCUCGCGCGCGGUACCGGCAACGCUGCAAGGACUGGCAUCGCUGGCCAACGAGCGCAUCGAGGACGCGAUAGCCCGGGGCCAGUUCAAGAACCUGCCGCGCGGACAGAAGAUCGAGCGAGACUACAACGCCUCGAGUCCGUUUCUGGACACCACGGAGUAUUUCAUGAACAAGAUCAUCCAGAAGCAGGAUAUCGUGCCGCCGUGGAUCGAGAAGCAGCAGGAGCUGGUCAGCACGGCGAACAAGUUCCGCGCGAGACUUAGGAACGAUUGGAAGAGGCAUGCGGCGAGGGUUAUCGCGAGUAGGGGCGGGAGUCUGGAAAGUCAGCUGGCGAGGGCGAGGGAAUACGCCGCCGCGGAGGCGGUGGUGAAUCCGGUGAAGAGGAAGCAGGAGACGAUCAACACGGUCGACGAGGGCGGGCAGAUGAGCCAGAUAACGCUGGCGGGAGAACUCAAGUCUGCAGCUUCAGAAGCAGGCGUGUUAUCGUCGCCAUCAACAGAGGAGAAGAUUACCAUCACCGAGAUGCCCGUGUCAGACGACGGCUCGCCGACAACGCCAGCAUCGCCAGAGACGCCGAACGCCUCAAUCACAGUAACGCAGACCACACCGUCAGCCACUGCCGCCGCGCCUGACGUCGUAAACGUCAUAGCCCAGCCCUUCCGCGACCCCUCCUGGCUCGCAACUGAGUCCUCCUAUCUCAACCUUGCAAUCAACAAUCUCAACUCCCUAACCCGUAAUUACAACCUCAUGGCACCCAACCUCGCCAAGAAGCCCUACUACAAUCUCGAGCGUGAGCUGCGGUCCUGCUACGCGGACGUGGCACCGCAGCUAGUCGACGCGAUCAGGGAGCGCGCGCUGGCGCCCAAGGUUAAGGUUGAGAUUGUGGGUCAUAGACCGGGCGGCGUAAUGGAGAAGUUUGCGGGGGGGAAGGCACGCGUGCAUGAUGAGAGGACGGCGAAGAGGUAUGGGUUCAAGGAGUUUUGGAGGGACUUGUUUGAUAAUGGGAAGUGA
Coniosporium apollinis CBS 100218 is the source of this 1515-nucleotide messenger RNA. RefSeq lists its product as uncharacterized. Lineage: Eukaryota; Fungi; Ascomycota; Dothideomycetes. The transcript has a single exon. The record is from RefSeq and is a predicted model, not a curated record. Bases 1 to 1515 code for a protein of 504 amino acids.